AACAAAAUGAACUGAGCAAAACUCAAUCUUAUAAAAAUCAAGUCACAGCAUACUCACAAGUUCUAGGUGCAAUGAAAAGAAACAGAUUUAUCAUGAUUACUUGGAGAGUUUCAUCCACCCUUUAGAUGACGAAAAGGUUCCCGAAGAACAACGAAGUAGCAAGCUACGUUAUUUUUCAUUUACGUGGCUGCAUUUUGUCAAGUUCAUCGAAGUGGUUUAAUUCUCCCCAAAGGUUUUACUUUGUUUUCGGUCUGAAGCGAAGAGUUCAACAUUUCUUUCAGGCGGGCGCCAUAGUUUUGACGUUACAUUUUUAGCAUUUGACGGGGGAUGUAGUUUGCCUAACAAAUAUCUUUCUCUUGAUUAAACGACUGCUACUUUAAGUUUUUGGUGGCACUGUCCAGUUUUUUGGAGUAGGCUUUCUUUGGAUCUUAUAUCAAGUGAAUGGUCAAUGGCCAUGACCUCGAACUACGUUUACGGUGGUUCAGGAAUCCAAAAUAGUAAUAUGCUGUCUUAUACCUUAAAAAAUCUGUCACUGGGACCUAAUCAAGUAUCACAGAUAAGUGAUCAAAAUACUAGCUCAUUAUCAAUGGUGCCAUCGACUGCACAGUUAACUUUUACUCGUUCAGUUCCUGGUUCAUCUGCGGAAAGUACCCUUCGCCAGCCUUCUAGUCGCCCCACAGGAAUACCAGAUUUUUUGUCGCUGAAUUCUGGACCAGUUAGCAAUAGACCUUCUGUGCUGUCCACUGUAUCUGUUUCAAAAGCUUCUUCACUUAUUCCUCAAAAUGGGCAUCUUACCAAGGCUCCUGAAAGAGUUGCUCUCACGCCAAAAGCUGUUGUUCCGGCAAACCACGGUUUCGCCAACAUGUUUCGCCAUCGAAUUCCUGGCGUUCCUUCUUCACGCAUGGUCUCCAACUUGCCAGAUGGUCGUCAAGUUCCUUUGAGUUCUGACAUGUGUCAAACCUUCUGGUCCGGUCGAUUUAGUGGAACGACCAGUGACAAUCUUUCGGGAGAAGGGAUCAAUAAUUCUAAUGUCAAUCAGUCGAAUUCAUCUGCAUUUGAUAAUAUGUUGGCUUCCCCCCACUCAUUUGGAAAUUAUUUACCACCGACUUUAAGACCACCUGCUCAGCCUACACAGCCUUAUAUGCAAAAUUCAUCCAUUCCGUCUCUAAACUUUUGCCAGGCCGAGGCAGCAUUACCACCCGAGAUACGGCCUGACAUUCAUCUAACUGCAUUCAGUGAAUCCAAUUGUGUAAUCCCCAUUACUGCUUCUCAGUAUUACUCGAGUCAUCAGUUUGAAAAUACAAAAAAAUUACAGGCUUGUGGUGGUCUCAGAACCCCUUCAUGGAUUCUCGUUCCGCCGGUUCCUGAGGACAUUGCGUCUCAUAUGAGAACGGGAAGAAUUCAUGAAUUUAAGUCGAAUUUGCUCAAUAACCGUAACUCUAGUUUCAUUACAAUUGAUGACGAUCUCAAGCGUGUACUGCGCAACAAACUUGAGGCCUGUUUGUUAACAGUUGAUGAAGCAACAAAGGAAAAAUUGCCUCGCAGUCUUGGACCAUAUACUGACAUUGUUCCUCUUGAAGUUAUUGAUCAACCACGAGCAUCUGUUACAUUUGGGCUUCCUGGAGUUUGUUUUAAAGCUUGGUCUCCAAGAUUUAAUUCUCAUGUCCUCCUUAGACGCAUAGUUCUGCCACCUGAGCAUGGAGCAACUUUAGCCCCCGAUGCUUAUUAUUUAGCUAAACAUCUCUCAGAAUUAAAUCAUUCUUCAAUUGUUGGAUUUCGGGAUGUAUUUUUCACAGAUGCUUUCAGCGAUAAUUCGGUUAUACUGGUCUACGAAUACAUACCGUGUUCUUCAACUUUACAACAAAUUCAUAUGAGCGAUCCCUUGAAAGUAACUAGUUUUACUUCACCAUUCAAUAUUAAUCGUACAAUUUUACCUCAUAGUUCAGUAAAGAAUGCACCUACUGAUCUUGGAAUGCCUCAAGAAUCUGUUUUAUGGUCGUAUUUAGUUCAGUUAACCAGUGGCCUACGGUUUAUUCAUCAAACAGUUCGUCGGUCAUGCGGUAUACUAGAUCCUACCAAAGUGUUAUUACAAGACGGUCCACGCUUGAAAAUCAACUGCUUUGGCUUGAAGGACAUUCUGUUCUAUUCUGCACAGGAUUCUAAUUUGUUGGAAAAUCAGGCUUCCGAUUUCAUACAACUUGGCAAAUUGAUGUUAGGAGUUGCAUGUGGCACAGUUGCAGCUGUACAGGCUAGUCAACGGGUUUCUUCCUUUAAUUUAAUGCAACGAGCAUAUCGACCAGAAUUGGUAACUCUAAUCCGUAGUCUUAUAUCAGGACAAAUUACUGGAGCUGAUCAGCUAAUGCGAGCUACUGCACCAUUUGCAUUUGAUCAUUUAACAAGGCUAUAUGAUCAUUCAGACUUGUUAGAAAGUCAAUUAUUAUCAGAAUUGGGAUGUGACAGACUUUUCCGACUUAUCUGCAAAUUACAGUCCAUUGUGGAGCGUUGCGAUCAGGGUAUAUCUCCAGAAUGGUCUGAGACCGGUGAUCGUUAUAUGUUAAAAUUAUUCCGUGAUUUUGUAUUUCAUCAAUCCGAUCCCCUUGGUGCUCCAUACUUAGAUCUUGCGCAUAUAAUCACUACAUUGAAUAAGGUUGAAGCUGGUUCACUUGAACGCCUGUGUCUUGUCAGUCGUGAUAGUCAAAAUGUGAUUAUAGUCACCUAUGCAGAUAUUAAACAGUGGUUAGACACAAGUUUCUCUUAUCUGGUAGAAAAACAUCGUCAAAGUCGAUGUGAAUUGCACCUUGCACAACAAAGACACGCUCCUCCUGCUCCUGCUCCCCCUCCUCCUCAACACCACCAACAACAAGAGCAGCAACAAGACAUCUCCACUUCUGUACCAACUGUUUCUGAAACCUGAUAAUGAUUACAAUGAUACAGUAAAUUCAAUCUUAUGUAAUGUUUAAUAAUAUUGCUUAUCGACGGGUCAGUCCUUCAGUCAAUCAAUCAAUCAAUCAAUCAGUCAGGCAGGCAGUCACAUCUCAUAUGACAAAUGCAUUCGUGAUGUAUUUUUCUCUCCUGUAUUUUGUUGUCUUCCGGUCUUGUGAAAUAUAUAAUAAAGGAGAUUUGCAAUCCAACAUAAAUAACAUCAAUCAGUAGUUGGUAGAUCUAUGGAUAGAUGAAAAGAUCAAUGAUAGUGUGCUUUCUUUCUUUCUUCAGGAGAUAAUAUUCUAUUCUAUUCUAUAUCAUAAAUUUGUGUCUUUCUUCAACCUAUGUUUAUAUAGAUACAUAUAUUUAUAUUGUUCCACUGUUUUGUUCUCUCCUCUCCCUUGAUGAUGCUGUUGAUGAUUUCCAACUUUAUUAUUAUUAUUUUUUUGGCUUAAACUUACAUUCUGUAAAAACACUGCCCGCCCCCCCCCCCUACUAUCACUUUUAUGGACUUUUAAUCUCUCUUUUUUUGUUUUCUAUGAGGAAUGAUAAUUGUUUUCCUAAUUCCUUGUCGUCUCUUUACUCUCCACAUCUUCAGGUGUGUGUUUAUGUAUAGUUCAAUGAAUGAAUGAAUGACUGUGCAUAUCAUUACUCUAAACUAGUAUAACUAUUAUUUCUCUCUCUCUCUACCUAACCACACAUCGUUCUCACUAGUAAGCCGGUAAUAUAUUAUGACUAAUGGUCAGUCAGCCGGUCAGUCGAUUGACUUCGAUAUAUAUAUAUAUAUAUAUAUAUAUAUUAACUUGCUUGUUGAUAUUCCCUAUUCUCUGUAUAUUUGACUUAUGAUUGUUACACAAUUUUGGCGUGUUUCUUGUGUGUUUUUUCUUUUUCUUUUCUUUCAAACAUUCAGACUUGACUGUUGCCAAUUAUUAUUUGACCCACUCAUCCAUCAUUUAUUCCCCUUCACUUAAUUCUUGUAAUUUGUUGUAAGUGUGCGUGGGUGUGUGUGUGUGUGCAAAUGCGCAAAUAAGUCAGUCUCUCUCUUUCUUUCUUUGGUUUUCUUUUUGAAUUUUGCAUUUCUGUUUUGUUAUCCUCAUCAUCAGCAUCAACAUCAUCAUCAUCAUUGUUACUAUUAUCAUUUUUUUUACUUUUACAAUUUCACAGAGAGUAUUUUAUUAUUAGUGUGUGUGUGUGUUGACAGGAUGAAUGACAACCACCAGUCAGCCAGCCAGCCGACAAGCUUCAUUUGCUCCUCCCUCCCUCUAUCUUGCACGCACACAUCACCAGAUGCGCGUGCUCUCUCUAUCUGUACUUAUCUGACGAGUGAGUGAGUGAGUAUUUGAUUUUCCUUUCUACUGUUCAACUGUUUAAUGUGCUGGUUAUUUUUAUCCGUUAGCAAAAUCUGUUACUGUGAGUGAAUAGUAGUGUGGGCAAAGCAGUUCUAUACAGAGAGAGGAGGAGAUAGUAUAUAUAUUGCAUAUAUUCCAGAGUAUAUUGUGUUUUAAGCAGACAAAAAGAAAUAUAAAGUAUGUUUCGAUAAGUAUAUUUUUUUCUUCUCCUGAUUUAUUUUCAAAACUUUCCUUUGUAUCUUUCUUGCUUCUCGUUAUCUCUCUCUCUUUCUCUCGUUAUCUUUCUAAGACACGAUGACGAUGAUGAUAGUUUGGUGGUUGUUAUUCUUUUAUGUUAUUGUUGUUCUUGUUAUUGUAUGAGUCUGCGGAUGCAUCUUUCUUUUUAAGAAAUAACAAACAAAAAAUUUGUAUAAUUGUAUCUAUUAUGAUUACAACUAUUUAAUGUUCAUUUAAAUAAAUAACUAAAUAAAUAAAUACUGUAAACCAAUAUAAAUACAAUAAAAUCC
Messenger RNA from Trichobilharzia szidati, 4777 nucleotides. The record is from the annotation of a GenBank genome assembly. Lineage: Eukaryota; Metazoa; Platyhelminthes; Trematoda; Strigeidida; Schistosomatidae.